Molecule: messenger RNA, 1044 nt
Organism: Paraglomus occultum
Lineage: Eukaryota; Fungi; Glomeromycota; Glomeromycetes; Paraglomerales; Paraglomeraceae
Source: the annotation of a GenBank genome assembly
AUGGCAAAACACGGUUCACUAUUAAGCAGACUCCAAAAUCUCGACGCAUAUGCAAAGACGCUUGAUGAUUUUAGAGUCAAGACCUAUUAUGGAGCUGCAUUAACUAUUUUAAGCGCAUUUAUAAUAUUAUAUUUAUUGUUAUCUGAAUUUGCUGAUUAUCGUACACCAGAAAUGCGGACUGAGCUGAUUGUCGACAAAGGAAGGAAGGCAAAGUUGACCAUCAACGUUAAUAUAACGUUUCCUAAAAUACCUUGUUAUUUAUUAAGUGUGGACGUCUUAGAUGCAGCAGGAGAGGUACACAAUGAUUUGGCACAUGAGAUACAAAAGACACGUUUAGAUCCAUCUGGAGCAUUCAUUGAAACUGAAACAGCAAAAGAGCUUGGAGAUAGCACAAAAGAUUUUGAGAAACUAGUUUCUAAGGAAAACUCAACAGGAACAGAUGCCGAUAAAGCAGAUUGUGGAAAUUGUUAUGGUGGUGAGCCUCCCGAGAGCGGUUGCUGUAAUACUUGUGAUGACGUUAAGGAGGCUUAUGUUAAGAAAGGUUGGAGUUUUAAUAAUCCAGAAGGAGUUGAACAGUGUAUAAAAGAAGGAUGGAUAGAAAAGAUACAAAAACAAUCAAGGGAGGGCUGCAAUCUUGCUGGGUCAGUGAGAGUGAAGAAAGUGACUGGUAAUUUCCAUUUUGCCCCGGGGAAAUCAUUCGAACGGAAUCAUAUGCACGUCCAUGAUAUACAGCCUUUUCUUUCCGACAACGUAAAACAUGAAUUUACCCAUAUUAUACAUCAUAUGAGUUAUGGCCCUUUUGCAGACGGUGUUGUUAACCCCUUGGACGGGACGAGUAAGGUUGUUGACAGUGCAAAUUAUCAAUUUCAAUACUUUGUAAAGGUCGUCGCUACCCAGUUUCAUUACCUUAAUGGAGAAAGUGUAUAUACUAACCAGUACUCUGUGACUGAAUAUGAGAGAAAUCUUGCCGAGAAACAAGACGAUAACAAGGCACAUAUGCAUAGUAAACACGGUGGAUUGCCAGGUACCUAUCGUAUAUUAUAG